GGGCGCGGGGGAGGCGCUGCUGCCGCCGCCACCGGGCGCUCUCCGUCCGCCCCGCACCGACGUCGGCGCGAAGCCCCGCCGGCGCCCGGGGGGGGGAGCGGGGGUGGGCGCGUCGCGGGCGAGGCGGGCGAGAGGAGGCAGAUGCUUCCCGAGGCGCAGCCCCGCCGGAGGGGCUCGGCCCUGACCAGUGCCUGUCCGUGCGCCGGCUGAAGUGUUCGGCCCGCCCGCCCUCUCCGGGACGCGGGGACCCACCAGGCGGGUGUCAGGGAGCGGACGGCGCCAUGCGCCCCUCCGAGGAGUGAAGGGCAGUCCGGGCUGCGCCGGUGCGGGCGCCGAACCGCCGCGGAGGUGUCCCGAGGUGACGGGAGGCCGGGAGAGGUGUCGCGCCAGCGCCGGGACCGCCGCUACCGAACCAUUCUUUUCAAUCCUUCCUCUGAGACAGACUAUCAGCAGUGAUGAAACUGUCGGGAAACGAGAGCCACAUCCCCAGGCCAGCUGAAAAGGGCACCAGACACAGGAUUCAAAGGGUCAACUACACCGUGUCUCUUCAGGAAGCCUCCACAAUGAAAAAAACAACCCACAGUUGCUUCUUACUGAUCAUCCUUCUAAUUAGAAUGAUUCCAAGUCUUUCUUCUACUGUAAAUUAUACUGAUCCUACAUUAGAGCCUGUAGUAACUGAAAACUCAGUCAUACGACAGAAGAUAAUAGAUUCACAGUUCAAAUGCUAUGAGAGGAUGAACAGAGCUCCUCCAUAUAAGAAAAAAGGUCUGUUCUGCAACCGAACCUGGGAUGGCUGGUUGUGCUGGGAUGACACACCUGCUGGAAGAGUCACUGCUCAGAAUUGUCCGGAUUAUUUCCCAGACUUUGAUCCAACUGAGAGGGCUUCAAAAUAUUGCGAUGAAACUGGAAACUGGUUCCGCCAUCCUGAGAGCAACCGAACUUGGUCCAACUAUACCCUGUGCAACUCUUUCACCUCUGAAAAAUUGAAGAUGGCGUUCAUACUUUAUUAUAUGGCGAUCGUUGGCCAUGCUUUGUCUAUAGCAUCCCUGUUGAUUUCCUUGGCAAUUUUCUUCUAUUUCAAGAGCCUCAGCUGUCAAAGGAUAACACUGCAUAAGAAUUUGUUUUUUUCUUACGUGCUGAACUCCAUGUUUACAAUUGCCCACCUCAUUGCUGUUGUGCCUAACCCAGGCCUUGUCAAAAGGGAUCCUGUAAGCUGCAAAGUGCUGCAAUUCUUUCACCAGUACAUGCUGGGCUGCAACUAUUUCUGGAUGCUCUGCGAAGGCAUUUAUCUUCACACAUUGAUUGUGGUGGCAGUGUUUGCUGAAGAGCAGCGUUUGCACUGGUAUUACCUCUUGGGCUGGGGGUUCCCUUUAGUGCCAGCAUCUAUUCAUGCUGUUGCAAGAGCCAAAUACUUCAAUGACAACUGCUGGAUGAGUGUUGACACGCACUUGCUCUAUAUUGUUCAUGGACCUGUAAUGGCAGCUUUAUUGGUCAAUUUUUUCUUUCUGCUUAACAUUGUCCGAGUUUUGGUGACAAAGCUAAGAGAUACCCACCGUGCCGAGUCCAACAUGUAUAUGAAAGCUGUCAGAGCCACUUUAAUCCUGGUGCCCUUACUAGGAAUUCAGUUUGUUAUUAUCCCCUGGAGACCAGAAAACCGACUUGCUGGAGAAAUAUAUGAUUACAUCAUGCAUAUAUUAAUGCAUUACCAGGGCUUACUUGUGGCAACUAUAUUCUGCUUCUUCAAUGGUGAGGUACAAGGCGCUUUGAAGCGGCAAUGGACACAGUACAAAACCCAGUGGGGCCAAAGGCGCCGAGAGCACUGUUCCACGCGAUCUACCUCCUACACUGCAACGUCGAUCACAGAGGUCCCCGUUUACCUGUACCAUCAUGAUUCCAACAAUGAACAGUUAAAUGGAAGAUACGUAGAGGACUCUGAACUCGUUGCAUUAAAAUCCGGAGAGACAUCUGCUUAGAUCAGCACCAGCCAUCGCAAACACAUCAUUUCACAUUCUGCUUGUGAACAAAGUGGGGAGAAGGGUGGGAGACGCUGCAGGAGAGGGCAAGACCAGGUGAAAGGACACAUCAUAUUCAAAUCACAUCAGCCUCUGGCAGCGAUGGCGUAGAGGCAGUCUGACGCAGAGUUGGGAAUAGCAUUUGUCCUCUACGCUGCAGCAGGGAGUGAACAUGGAUCUGCCCACCAGGCUGUGUCAUCUCCACAUCUCCUCAUACCGGCCAUAUGAAGUGUCCAUCUGACAGUACUAACAGUGCCAGGUAGCCCACAGCAAACAGGAAAGAAAGAACCAGUAUGUCACAAUUGGAAACUUUCAGCACUUUUUGCUUUCAGUACUUUUCUUUAACACUAGAUUUUGAACUACCGACUUUCACAAGAUGUAACUGCCUUGGAGUCCUUUACUUUUCCCCUUUUAAUGAGCUUGAUGACUUAUUAAAAGAUUUUGCCCAUUGCAAGAUGAAUCAAACAGAUGAACAUAAAAAGAAUCCCUCCAAAGUAUUCAAAUCCUGAUGAUCUCCAAAGGAUGCCCCAAAAUACUAUCCCAUUAGCAGGUGCAUAAAACAAAUGAAGGUGAAAUAGCCAUCACAUACCAAGAUGUCAAACACCCUCAGAGAAACAGAUCAGUUCUUUAGGCUGCCCCAAACAAGUCCGAAAGGCAUCUUAAAAUAGUUUUUGUUUAACAGUACUGGUAGUUCAAGAAUGUUUAUUUAUAGGAAAAAUUGUCACCCUGUUACUCUGCCCAGAAACUCAUCACUAAGGCACAAUUCUUUCACUCUGAAUAAACUGUGAAAUUUGUUUGGAAAUCGUGAUAUGCUUUAAAAGCCAUCGUGAGAUGAAUGCUAGAUGAGUGCUUGUCUCUGUUAUAAAAUUAUGAUCACGGCAGUAAAAGAUCCCAGGUAAGAAAUGUCUUAGCACAGGAAGCAUCUAUUUUUAGAAUCUGGUUGCUGCUUUGAGUCCCUAGUUGUUGAAGGUGAUGAUUUCUUGUGUGAGUCUGAGUCUGUCAUCAGGAAAACAUGAUGAAUGUACAGUUUUGUGAGUGAUAAGCACCUUUUAUCACACAUUCAAAGCAUCAUUAGGGUCUCUGUGUGAUUACUGAGGCAGAAAUCAGGUCAGGGAGAAGGUGAUUUGCAGUUAGAAGUUACAGUACUGUCGCUGUAAAAGUUCUGCAAAUCACAAAAGAAAUAAAAUAGAUUAUUUUCCCACAUGAAGUUAAUUGUAAAGAAUCUGCAAGCAGCAAGGCCAGCGCCAAGGAAGUUUUGCAGGGCUGUGACUCCUAUGGAGUUUUAUGCAUAAAAUGUCUAAUGAAUAUAAUGUCAUUCCUUCUUACAUCCCUCUGAAAAACUGUCCUACAGAUUCCCACUCCCUUGCCUUUGGUUGAGAUGUGCAUGUGAUAUUUCAAAUGCUAACAACUUCAAGAUACUCAUCACAGUCUUUAACUUUGAAGGAAGCUGGAAAGUUAUCAGUCCCCUUUUGUUUUCCUGCUAAUCCACUUGCAUCUGAUGCUUCAACCCCAGCCCAAGCAGGAAGACAUGGUCAGAGGAGGACACAGCUGCAAGUGCCAGUGGUGACACCUGUUCAUCUCAAAUGUGUAAAUACCAGCCCUGACCCGGUGUCCUGGUUUCGGGACAGCAGUACUUCAUCUAUCACCAUUUCUGCUUUUACCAGUGAACAAUGGGAAGCGGAGGACUUAGUCAUUAAAGGCGAUAAGGCGUCUCUGCUAUGAGUGCCGUAUUUCUGAAUAGCUUCGGGGCACACCACACUUCCCUGGAGAGCUCCAGAAGGCGUUCUUAAUUUCUAAAAACACAAACGAGCUGAUUGUAAAAGAAGUGUAUAUAAUACAGAGAGUUUAAUAAUGAACAUGUUGUUUUUAAUAAUGUACAUGUUUACAACAUGUAAGUACAAGUCGUUUUACAGUUUAUUAUGUUCAUGCAGAUGUACAAAAUGGAAAUGCUUUGCCAUUACAGUGCUUGUUCUCUUUCUUCA
Grus americana (Whooping crane) is the source of this 3994-nucleotide messenger RNA. It is a transcript of the gene CALCR, whose product is annotated as calcitonin receptor. Gene Ontology annotation, cellular component: axon; plasma membrane. Gene Ontology annotation, molecular function: amylin receptor activity; calcitonin receptor activity. The record is from RefSeq and is a predicted model, not a curated record. Lineage: Eukaryota; Metazoa; Chordata; Aves; Gruiformes; Gruidae. Bases 456 to 1973 code for a protein of 505 amino acids. Gene Ontology annotation, biological process: cell surface receptor signaling pathway; adenylate cyclase-activating G protein-coupled receptor signaling pathway; positive regulation of cytosolic calcium ion concentration. The transcript has 14 exons.